This is a messenger RNA of Triticum dicoccoides, 1227 nucleotides long. Its product is annotated as ACT domain-containing protein ACR12-like. The transcript has 10 exons. The record is from RefSeq and is a predicted model, not a curated record. Gene Ontology annotation, cellular component: chloroplast thylakoid membrane; chloroplast stroma. NCBI's taxonomy places the organism in Eukaryota, Viridiplantae, Streptophyta, Magnoliopsida, Poales, Poaceae. The coding region runs from base 108 to 908 and encodes 266 amino acids.
CCCUCCCUCCCUUUUCUCUCCCACCCCCGACUGCCUACCAACACCAAACCGCAGCACACAGCGCCACCGCGACUGCGCCACUCCUUGCGUUCCGAGUGACAGAGGCCAUGGCGCUCGCCACCUCCCACCACCGCCACCUCGUCCGCCCCGCCGCCGCGGCCCCUCGCGUGCCGCUGCGUCCCCUCCGCUUCGCCGCCCCCCGAUCUCUCCCGAGGAUUUGUUGCCAAUCUAUCAACUCAGCUAACGUCUUGGGAGCUUCCUCAAUGACAGCUGACGACGCAGUUCCACAACCAGUUGUACUGAUAGACCAAGACUCAGACCGUGAUGCAACCAUUGUGCAGCUGAGUUUUGGAGAUCGUUUGGGGGCACUACUUGAUACGAUGAAGGCACUCAAGGACCUGGGCCUUGAUGUGACGAAAGGAAGUGUGGCAACUGAUUCAUCUGUCACACAAACAAAGUUCCACAUCAUGCGAUUAGGGCGUAAGGUUGAGGACCCUGACAUGUUGGAAACAAUACGACUGACCAUCAUUAACAACCUUCUGCAGUAUCAUCCCGAAUCAAGCGAGAAGCUAGCUAUGGGUGAAUUUUUUGGAAUUAAAGCCCCUGAGAAGAAGGUUGAUGUUGACGUUGCAACACAUGUAAUUGUGCAAGAUGAUGGACCGAAAAGAAGCAUGCUUUACAUAGAGACAGCUGAUCGACCAGGCUUACUCUUGGAAGUAAUCAAGAUCAUUACUGACGUAAACGUUGAUGUGGGAUCAGCUGAGAUUGAUACUGAGGGCUUGGUUGCCAAGGACAAGUUUCAUGUGAGUUACAGAGGCGCAAAACUUAACAGCUCGUUAUCUCAGGUGCUGGUUAAUUGUUUGCGCUAUUACCUCCGGAGGCCCGAGACAGAUGAAGACAGCUAUUGAUGAUUGUUCUGUGGCGGCUCGUUUCGAGUUCCUGCCUAUGAAGCCUUUUGCACUGCAAUUUCUGUUGUAAGCAAAACAAAAUAUGGCACAUGUGUUCCGAAAAUGCAUUAAAACUGGGGCGUCUGAUGCAGUUAUGUUCUAUGGUCGGACAUGUGGCCCUUGGGAGCUUUAGCAGCCCCAUCCCACUGGUUUCCUAGAGGAAUCACAUUGGAAAGCAUUCACGCGUGUCGAGUGUGGUCUGUAAGUUCAUAGUACUAUAAUUCAUGUGCAUGUAAAAAACCAGGUUACGUAUGUGAAGAUCUUGUCUCUCUUCAUGUCA